Molecule: messenger RNA, 4260 nt
Organism: Hyaloperonospora brassicae
Lineage: Eukaryota; Oomycota; Peronosporomycetes; Peronosporales; Peronosporaceae
Source: the annotation of a GenBank genome assembly
AUGGCCGAGAAGGACGAGCACGUGGGCGUCGGCCUCUCGUCCACGGGCCACUUUGACCAGGAUAUCUACGGCACGACAACCAGCACCAGCACUAGUGGCAGCACCAGUGGCAGCAGCAGCGCUCGCUUUGCAGGCUACAGCUCCACUGUCGUGGACGAGGGAGACGACAGCGCCGACACCCCAUUGGACCAGGACGCGCACCCGCCGUCGACUCGGACGCUGUCGGCCCCUUCUCUCGCCGCGCAGAAGAGUGAUGGGCUGAUCGACGACAGCGUCGACCCGUUUGUCGAGGCGCGGGCCUCUGCUGCUGGAUCUGCACAGCUCCGUGGGACGCGCAUUGUGGACCGCGAGAACGCGUACCGCAAGCGCCGCUUUGACCGGCUGCUGUCGCCCGAACGGGGCGACGCGUUCGGCGAUGACACGCCCGUGCGCAGCUACAAGGAGAUCAUGCAGACGCAGCAGCUGGAACAGGAGCGCGCCGACGUGGUGCGGCAGAUCCAGCGCAAGCAGAAGGAGCAAGACGAGCAGGACAAGCCGCAGAAGGGGCUGCAGGACGAGCAGGAGACGGACGCGACGCCGAAACGACGGCGGAAGCGGAUGCGCUGGGACCAAGAAGCGCCUGUCGUCGGUGACGAGCCGAGAGCAGAGGGCGAAGAGGGCCGUGUGUCAGAGUGGGACGCGCCGGCGUCGGCGGACACUGCAGACGCUGCAACGCCGACACGGACGUCGUCGAGAUGGGAUGCGACGCCGGUCACUGGCGCGGCUGCUGGUGCCGCAGCGACGCCAGGACGAAAGAAUCGAUGGGACGAAACGCCGGUCGCGAGCUCUGGCGGGUCGAAAUGGGACGCUACGCCUGUGAACGUGGGUGGCGUGACGCCUGCAGGGACAGGAAAGCGAUCGCGAUGGGACGAGACGCCAGUCCCGGGCGUGAACGACUUGACGCCGGGUAAACAGGGACAGCUCACACCUGGCGCGUCGAUGACGGACAUUAUGACUGGCUCGUUGACACCCGAGCUGGCGCAGCGCAUGCGCUGGGAGCGCGAGAUUGAGGAGCGAAAUCGUCCGUUGACCGACGAGGAACUCGAUGCGUUGUUUCCUGCAACGGGGUACAAAGUUCUGGAUCCUCCCGCGUCCUACGUGCCUAUUCGAACACCAUCACGGAAGCUGCUUACUACGCCUACACCAAUGGGCCAGACACCAGGCUUUGCUAUGCAAGCUACGCCAGCGCGUGAGGAUUAUGGCGUGCCGAUUGGAACACCAUCGGGUGGUGAUGGUAGCUCUAUGCCGUUUAUCAAGCCGGAAGAUUAUCAAUACUUUGGCAAGCUGAUGGACGAAGUGAAUGAAGAAGAACUGGACCCUGAGGCUGCCAGGGAGCGUAAAAUUAUGCGUUUGCUGCUAAGGAUCAAGAAUGGUACUCCGCCGCAGCGGAAGACUGCACUGCGACAGCUCACCGAUAAGGCCCGUGAUUUUGGCGCUGGUGCGCUGUUUAACCAGAUUCUGCCGUUGCUUAUGGCACCCACUCUCGAAGACCAGGAACGCCACUUGCUGGUGAAGGUGAUUGAUCGUGUGCUUUACAAGCUCGACGACCUUGUGCGUCCGUACGUGCACAAGAUCCUGGUGGUGAUUGAGCCACUGUUGAUUGAUGAGGACUAUUACGCUCGUGUCGAAGGCCGCGAGAUCAUAUCGAACCUCGCCAAGGCCGCUGGUCUUGCUACGAUGAUUUCUACCAUGCGUCCAGAUAUCGAUAUCGACGACGAGUACGUUCGCAAUACGACGGCUCGCGCCUUUGCUGUGGUUGCUUCAGCGUUGGGCAUUCCUGCGUUGCUGCCAUUCCUGAAGGCUGUCUGCCAGUCGCGCAAGUCAUGGCAAGCCCGACACACGGGUAUAAAGAUCGUGCAGCAGGUUGCGAUCUUGAUGGGCUGCGCUGUGUUGCCGCAUUUGAAACAUCUUGUUGAGAUCAUUGAGCAUGGGCUUGAGGAUGAACAGAAGGUGCGCACUAUCACAGCGCUCGCCCUGGCUGCACUUGCCGAAGCUGCACACCCUUACGGUAUCGAGUCAUUCGACUCCGUCCUGCGACCGUUAUGGCGUGGUACCCGCAAACACCAUGGCAAAGGUCUAGCAGCGUUUCUGAAGGCGAUUGGGUUCAUCAUUCCUCUCAUGGAUGCCCAGUAUGCAAACUAUUACACAGUGGAAGUAAUGGAGAUCUUGAUUCGUGAGUUUCAGUCGCCGGAUGAGGAAAUGAAGAAGAUCGUGCUAAAAGUGGUGAAGCAGUGUGUGUCGACGGACGGCGUGGAAGCAUCGUAUAUCAAAGAGAAGAUUCUGCCUGAGUUUUUCCGGCACUUCUGGGUGCGCCGCAUGGCGUUGGACCGACGAAACUACCGGCAACUAGUGGAGACAACAGUUGAGCUGGCAAAUAACGUUGGUGCGAGUGAGAUUAUAUCACGGGUUGUCGACGACUUGAAGGACGAAAGCGAACCGUACCGUCGCAUGGUGAUGGAAGCAAUUCAGAAGGUUAUUUCGAACUUGGGUGCGACUGAUAUUGGCACGGAUCUCGAAGAAAAGCUUAUCGAUGGUAUUUUGUAUGCGUUCCAAGAGCAAACGUCAGAUGAUACGUUCGUUAUGCUGGAUGGAUUCGGCAUUGUGGUGAAUGCUCUGGGUAUUCGUGCGAAGAACUAUUUGCCGCAGAUCUGUGGCACAAUAAAAUGGCGGCUGAACAACAAGCCAGCAAAGGUGCGCAUGCAGGCAGCUGAUUUGAUCAAUCGCAUAGCUGUGGUCAUGAAGACGUGCGAUCAAGAGCCACUGAUGGGGCAUAUGGGUGUGGUCCUGUAUGAGUACCUCGGUGAAGAGUACCCCGAGGUGCUGGGUAGCAUUCUGGGUGCACUCAAGGCCAUUGUGAAUGUGAUUGGUAUGAACAAGAUGACACCGCCGAUCAAGGAUCUGCUGCCACGUCUGACGCCAAUCCUCAAGAACCGACACGAGAAGGUCCAGGAGAACUGCAUCGCCGAAGGAACGUUGGUCGCCAUGGCUGAUGGCACGUCCAAGUCCAUCGAACACCUUGUCGAAGGUGACCCCGUGAUGAGUCCUCGCGUUGCCGAGGGCAAUACUGUGGUAGCAGACUUGGACGCGACGUGCACACGUGUCCUUGACAAUGGGAAGCGUGAAUGCGUGGAGCUAAAACUCGAGGAUGGCCGCGAGCUUGUCUGCACACCAGACCACCGAUUGUUGCGCUUUGAUGGACAAUGGCAAGCGGCAGGAGAUGUUCCAAUUGGCGAUCAAAUAUCUGUCGCAGUGCAUGAGAAGACCCACAAGGUAGCGCCGUAUGGGCUUAGCGUGAAGGUAGCUGGACUACGUGUUACUCAGCGACGCAACGUCGGUGCCAAGCGGGUCUUCGACCUGACUGUUCCCGGCAACGACGCAUUUUUCGCGGCUGGCGUUGCUGUUCACAACUGUAUCGAUUUGGUUGGUCGUAUCGCCGACCGCGGUGCUGAUUUGGUGUCGGCCCGUGAGUGGAUGCGUAUCUGCUUCGAGCUACUGGACAUGCUGAAAGCGCACAAGAAGGGCAUUCGUCGUGCCGCUGUGAACACGUUCGGCUAUAUUGCCAAGGCUAUUGGGCCACAGGAUGUGUUGCACACCUUGCUGAACAAUUUGAAAGUGCAAGAACGACAGAACCGCGUGUGCACGACAGUGGCCAUUGCUAUCGUCGCUGAGACGUGCUCACCGUUCACUGUCGUUCCAGCUUUGAUGAACGAGUACCGCGUGCCAGAGUUGAACGUGCAGAAUGGCGUGCUGAAGGCAUUCUCGUUCAUGUUCGAGUACAUCGGCGAGAUGGGCAAGGACUAUAUCUACGCGGUGGCACCGCUGUUGCAAGACGCGCUAAUGGACCGUGACCUGGUGCAUCGCCAGACCGCGUGCACAACGGUGAAACAUUUGGCGCUGGGUGUAACUGGUUUGGGCUGCGAGGAUGCGCUGGUGCACCUGCUGAACUUUGUAUGGCCCAACAUUUUCGAGACGUCUCCGCAUGUGAUCAACGCCGUGUUUGAAGCUGUGGAAGGCUGUCGCGUGGCGCUAGGUCCGCACGUGAUCUUGCAGUAUGUUUUACAAGGUCUAUUUCACCCGGCGCGUCGCGUGCGCGAAGUGUACUGGAAGAUCUACAACUCGCUGUACAUGUACGCGCAGGAUGGUUUGACGCCUGCUUAUCCGAUGCUCGAGGACGACGGUGUGAAUGCGUACAACCGCACGUACCUGGAACUUGUCAUCUAG